AUGCUUUCGAUCACCCUUUCGGUUAUCGGUCUACUCGCCUCUGCGGCCAGCGCUUCGCUGCAGAUCGUUCCUGGGGCCACUUGGACCGCAACAAACACAGGUCAGCACAUUCAAGCUCACGGCGGCGGCAUCCUCAAAGAUGGGGACAAGUGGUACUGGGUUGGUGAAGACAAGACCAAUGGCAACUCGUUCAUCAACGUCAACUGCUACUCCUCCACCAAUCUCGUUGAGUGGAAAUAUGAAGGGGCUCUGCUCUCACAGACUGCAUCAGGCGACACAGGACCAAAUCGCGUCAUCGAGCGCCCUAAAGUCAUCUACAACAAAUCAACUAAGAAGUAUGUCAUGUGGAUGCACAUCGACAGUGGCGACUACAAAGAAGCGAAGAUUGGCGUAGCCACCAGCAACACUGUAUGCGGCAAAUAUACGUACCUGCGCAGUGAGCAACCGUUGGGUCACCAGAGCCGAGACUCUGGUGUUUUCGUAGAUGAUGAUGACAAGGCAUACCUAUUGACCGAAGAUCGCCAGAAUGGACUUCGCAUCAACGCCCUCUCCUCGGAUUACCUGACCGUGCAGUCUAACACAUAUACCUUCGCCGAGAAGUACGAGGCCCCCGCUGUUAUCAAAAAAAACGGCGUAUAUUUCAUGUUCGCCUCCCAGCUCACCGGCUGGAACCCAAACGAUAAUUACUAUGCAACCGCGAAAUCUCUUGCUGGGCCCUGGUCAGCAUGGGCAAAGUUCGCCGACAGCGGCUCCAACACGUACAGCUCCCAAACCACCUUCGUUCUACCCAUAGGCGACAAUUUCGUGUACAUGGGCGAUCGGUGGGUCAGCAGCAACCUCAUGCGCAGCACGUAUGUCUGGCUGCCGCUCACAAUCUCCGGCACCACAGCCACGCUCAAGAACUCGGUAAACUGGAUCUUGAACCCCAGCACUGGCGCGUCGUCUUCCGGGCCCGCCGAAACCACGUACGAAGGGGAGUCUGCUACUCUCAGCAAGAAUGCGCGUGUCAUCACGUGCUCGACGUGCUCCGGCGGCAAGGCAGCGGGCUACAUCGGUGGGUCUGAUGGCGGUACGGUGGUGUUCAGCAAUGUCCAGUCGGACGUGGCGGGGAAAACGAGUAUCAGAGUCAAGCAUCUGAACGGGGAUAAGAGCCAGAGGACCGCCGAUGUCACUGUAAAUGGUAAAACGCAGAGGCUUGCGUUCUUGCCCCAUGGAGGAGGUGAUCCUGGCAGCAGUGUCUUGAACGUUGAUUUGAAGCAAGGCGCAAACCAGAUCACAUUUGUUGGGGUGAGCGGAAAAUACGCCGCGGAUGUGGAUCGAUUGAUGGUCCCGAGGUCUUGA
Ascochyta rabiei is the source of this 1341-nucleotide messenger RNA. RefSeq lists its product as uncharacterized. Gene Ontology annotation, biological process: carbohydrate metabolic process. Bases 1 to 1341 code for a protein of 446 amino acids. Gene Ontology annotation, molecular function: hydrolase activity, hydrolyzing O-glycosyl compounds; carbohydrate binding. The record is from RefSeq and is a predicted model, not a curated record. Lineage: Eukaryota; Fungi; Ascomycota; Dothideomycetes; Pleosporales; Didymellaceae. The transcript has 4 exons.